Messenger RNA from Penicillium argentinense, 975 nucleotides. Its product is annotated as ankyrin repeat domain-containing protein. The transcript has a single exon. Lineage: Eukaryota; Fungi; Ascomycota; Eurotiomycetes; Eurotiales; Aspergillaceae. Gene Ontology annotation, biological process: negative regulation of delayed rectifier potassium channel activity; neuronal action potential. The record is from RefSeq and is a predicted model, not a curated record. Gene Ontology annotation, cellular component: axon initial segment; membrane; synapse. Gene Ontology annotation, molecular function: transmembrane transporter binding. The coding region runs from base 1 to 975 and encodes 324 amino acids.
AUGACAGUGAACGAGAUUGCAGGUGCCUUGGUGAUAAGCGAAGGCGUUGACGAUGAAAUCGAAUUUGAUAAGCUUCCAGACAUCAUUGACGACGAAUGCAUUGAUAUUGAAAUCUUGAAAGAUUGCAAGUCACUUCUUGCAGUUCGAUGCCGCACAGCGGAGUCCGCCCCUGGACUCAGAGCAGUACAUCUAGCUCAAUUCUCUGUCAGAGAAUAUUUGUUGCAGAACCUUCCGGCCCAAGGAAAUGGUUUGAGACUGGACUCAUCGUCUGGAGAUACUCGGGAGGCUAUCGAAUGCAGGAUCCUCGCCGGGCUUUGUCUUCGUUACAUGAUUUGCCCAGCAAUCUGUAGUCCCGAUACCGAGGACUAUCAGAUCUUGAGACACUUCCGCGACUACGCUGCUAACUCAUGGCAUCGACAUGUUUCGCUUGAUGAGCUGAGUAUUACAAGUGACUCGGGAUUGAUGGAGUUUGCCGCUGUGCUCUUUGACGAGAAAGGCCCGGUCUGGGCCCCAUGGAAGAAUGGUUUGACUCAAUUGAUGAUGGCACGAGAGGUAAACUCUCCUGCAAACACUCCCCUAAGUCCUCUGUGGCAUACAGCGUGGUAUGACCUUGUCAAUCAUGUGAAUAAUCUGUCACAUGAAAACAAGGCGAAAAUCGAUGAAAGAGGCUAUUCCGGCAAGACGGCAUUCACACAUGCAGCCUGUCAAAGAGGCCACCUCAGAACCGUGGAGUUAUUGCUCGAGAGCGGGGCUGAGAUCAACCUCAAUGCUGAGUGCGGGUCCAGCCCUAUUUUUAUCGCAUCUUUCAACGGCUACUUGGAAAUUGUAAAUCUUCUUAUUGCCAAAGGUGCCGACGCCAAGAUUUUCGGCAUUGAUGGAAGCUCUCCACUUCUAGCAGCCUCAUACCCAGACCAUGUAGAUCGUACGCCUCCUUGUCCAAGCGAAGGCACAUGUCAAUAUGUCGGAUAUAAAUAG